UAAAUAAAAGUUGACAGUUUAGAAUACAUGAGGGGAUCUAAAGACAACAUAUGUAUGGUGAGAAAGCAUUGUUAUAUAGGGAAUGACUUAUUUAAAUGUGGGAAAGUUUAUCGCGCAGUUUCACAUGACUUCGACGGAGAAAAGAAGUUGCCAAUAAAGUUUAAGGUGAAAUCGCGCAAAGAGAUAUUGCGAUUUUGGCCAGAUGAUAGUAUACAAAUUCAGAAAAUUAAAGAGGGUGGCUGGUUUACUGCAAAUAAUUUGACCUUUCCAAAAGUUGGCCUAAUACAUCAGCAAAACUUGGACGUCUCUUCAGAAACAAAUGUACCAAAUUUUAGAAAUGAAAGGUUAGCCAGUGGGAGCGAUAUUUACGAACCUAUAGAAGAUGUUAAUAUACCUAUAAAGGCAGAGGAAUGGUUCGACAAACCCAUACUGCCAGAUGUUUUGUUAAGAGCUUUCAAAGAAAAUAAUGGCGAUAAAGCCAGCGACAUUGUUUCUUACACAGAAGACGAUUUGCUCAAACCUCUUGAAUGCAACACACAGGAUGGGAAAGUCAAAGUGAGCAAUAUUAGAAGUGGUGAUACAGGAUACGUAUUUGUUUGUGAUGUCUCUCCAUUCUGUUCAAAAAGAUGGUAUCGCGGCAGAAUGUCUAAGUUAUAUGUAGAACUCAUGUUCCAGAACGCAACAUAUGGAACGUUUUUGGUCUGGAAAGUCAACAAUACUCAAUACAUCAUAACAGUAAUGCUUGCACAAGGACAGUUGAAACAUUUCGUAGUUCUCCAAAUGGACGACUGGCUUUUCUUGGAAAAAAGCGGAAGCUAUGAUAGUUUUUUCAGCAUAGUCCAGGAAUGCAACUCAGAUGAGAUGCCAAUGCACAAUCCUCUCAAAGUUCCGAAUGCACUUUGUGGAUGUCCUUUCGAAAAUAUCGAGAUGCCAACACAAAGAAAAGCCGAUAUUGUUUAUGUUUCAACGCAUGAUACUAGGCACUACGUAACUCAAAUCUUUUACUAACCCAGCAAUUUGUCAGUGU
Messenger RNA from Hydractinia symbiolongicarpus, 1027 nucleotides. RefSeq lists its product as uncharacterized. Lineage: Eukaryota; Metazoa; Cnidaria; Hydrozoa; Anthoathecata; Hydractiniidae. The coding region runs from base 28 to 1008 and encodes 326 amino acids. The record is from RefSeq and is a predicted model, not a curated record. The transcript is spliced from 16 exons.